UCCGAGUGGAACGCGGCGGGUGCCACGUGACUCGCCAAAGAUGGCGCCGUCCAGUGUAGCGGCUUGAAAGUUGUGGGAAGUCGCCGUCGCUGGGAUCGUGAGUCAGAAGCGAGGGGAACCUGAGAGCCAUGUCGCGUCUGAUCGUGAAGAACCUCCCGAAUGGGAUGAAGGAGGAGCGAUUCCGGCAGCUCUUUGCUGCCUUUGGCACGCUGACCGACUGCAGCCUCAAGUUCACCAAAGAUGGCAAGUUCCGAAAGUUCGGCUUCAUAGGUUUCAAGUCGGAGGAGGAGGCCCAGGCAGCACUGAACCAUUUCCACCGGAGCUUUAUUGACAUGUCCCGGAUCACAGUAGAAUUCUGCAAGUCCUUUGGCGACCCAUCGAAGCCCCGAGCUUGGAGCAAACAUGCCCAGAAGCCAAGCCAGCCCAAGCAGCCAUUGCAAGACUCCCUUCCCUCAGACACUAAAAAAGACAAGAAGAAGAAAAAGGUGUCCAGUGACCUGGAGAAGCUUAAGAAAGAUGCCGAGUUCCAGGAGUUCCUGUCAGUUCAUCAGAAGAGAACCCAAGUGGCCACGUGGGCAAACGAUGCUUUGGAGGCCGAGCUCCCGAAAGCAAAAACCAAGCCAUCAAGUGACUAUCUGAACUUUGACUCUGAUUCCAACUCCGACUCUGGGCAGGAGAGUGAGGAGGAGCCAACUGGAGAGGACCCUGAAGAGGAACAAGGUCUGCAGCCAAAGGCGGCCGUGCAGAAGGAGCUGUCAGACAUGGACUACUUGAAAUCCAAGAUGGUGCAGGCUGAGGUGUCCUCUGAGGAGGAAGAUGAGGACAGUGAAGACCAGCCAGUGAACUGUGAAGAAGGAAGUGAGGCUGAGGACGAGGAGGGCUCCCCUGCCUCCCCAGCCAAGCAAGGAGGUGUGAGCUGGGGAGCCAUGCCUAGGAGUCCGAGGCCGCAGGAAGCAGCUAGCAAGGUAGAGAAGUCAGCCAGCCAGAAGGAACCCACUACCCCCUACACUGUGAAGCUCCGGGGAGCCCCAUUCAAUGUCACUGAGAAAAACGUCAUGGAAUUUCUAGCUCCUCUGAAGCCAGUGGCCAUCCGAAUAGUGAGAAAUGCUCAUGGGAACAAAACAGGGUAUGUCUUCGUGGACCUCAGCAGUGAAGAAGAAGUAAAGAAAGCUCUGAAGUGCAACCGUGAAUACAUGGGUGGGCGCUAUAUCGAGGUGUUCAGGGAAAAGCAGGCCCCCACUGCCCGUGCUCUCCAAAAGAGCACCACCCCCUGGCAAGGCCGAACGCUCGGGGAGAAUGAGGAGGAGGAAGACCUGGCUGACUCUGGGAGGCUCUUUGUGCGGAACUUGUCAUACACCAGCUCUGAGGAGGACCUAGAGAAGCUAUUCUCUGCCUACGGCCCCCUGUCAGAGCUCCACUACCCCAUUGACAGCCUGACCAAGAAGCCCAAGGGCUUUGCUUUCGUCACCUUCAUGUUCCCUGAGCACGCUGUGAAGGCCUAUGCUGAGGUAGAUGGGCAGGUAUUCCAGGGCAGGAUGCUCCAUGUCCUACCUUCCACCAUCAAGAAGGAAGCCAGCCAGGAGGCCAGCACCCCAGGAUCCUCUUACAAGAAGAAGAAGGAAGCCAUGGACAAAGCCAGCAGCUCCAGCUCUCACAACUGGAACACUCUGUUUAUGGGGCCCAAUGCUGUGGCUGAUGCCAUCGCACAGAAGUACAACGCCAGCAAGAGCCAAGUGUUUGACCAUGAGACCAAGGGCAGCGUGGCUGUGCGUGUGGCUCUGGGGGAGACCCAGCUGGUCCAGGAGGUCCGAAGCUUCCUUAUCGACAAUGGUGUCUGCCUGGACUCUUUCAGCCAGGCAGCAGCGGAGCGAAGUAAGACUGUGAUCCUGGCUAAGAACCUCCCAGCGGGUACACUGGCGGCCGAGCUACAAGAGAUCUUCAGUCGCUUCGGCAGCUUGGGCCGCGUCCUUCUGCCUGAAGGUGGUAUCACGGCCAUCGUAGAGUUCCUGGAGCCGCUGGAGGCCCGCAAGGCUUUCAGGCAGCUGGCCUAUUCCAAGUUCCACCAUGCCCCCCUGUACCUGGAGUGGGCUCCAAUUGGUGUCUUCAGCACAGCCCCCCAGCCUGAGCAGCCUGCAGAGAAAGCCGAGGCGGAGCAGGAGACUGUACCAGACCCAGAAGGUGAAAAGGCUUUGGUGGAAGGAGCAGAGGCCUCCACAGGCAAAAUGGAAGAAGAGGAGGAAGAGGAGGAGGAGGAGGAAGAGGAAGAGAGCAUCCCAGGGUGCACUUUGUUCAUUAAGAAUCUUAACUUCGGCUCCACAGAGCAGACACUGAAGGAAGUGUUUUCCAAAGUAGGAGCUAUAAAGAGCUGUACCAUCUCCAAAAAGAAGAAUAAAGCAGGAGUGCUCCUCUCAAUGGGGUUUGGGUUUGUGGAAUACAAGAAGCCAGAACAGGCCCAGAAAGCCCUCAAGCAGCUCCAGGGCCAUGUUGUGGACGGCCAUAAGCUGGAAGUGCGGAUCUCCGAACGGGCCACUAAGCCUACCUUGACAUCCACUCGGAAGAAGCAGGUCCCCAAGAAACAGACAACCUCCAAGAUCCUGGUGCGGAAUAUCCCCUUCCAGGCCAACCAGAGGGAGAUCCGAGAGCUUUUCAGCGUCUUCGGAGAAUUGAAGACAGUGCGCCUGCCAAAGAAGAUGACAGGUACAGGCGCUCACCGGGGUUUCGGCUUUGUGGACUUCAUCACCAAGCAGAAUGCAAAGAAAGCCUUCAAUGCGCUGUGUCAUAGCACACACUUGUACGGCCGCAGGCUGGUUCUGGAAUGGGCAGACUCAGAGGUGACUGUGCAGGCCCUACGGAGGAAGACGGCCAGGCACUUCCAAGAACCCCCGAAGAAAAAGCGGUCUGCGGUGUUGGAUGGGAUCCUGGAGCAGCUGGAAGAUGCGGACAACGAUGACAGCGAGCAAACUCCCCAGCUGUGAGCUGGCACUGCCAGGGUGUGUGGCUCCAGGGCCUCGGGCCCAGGCAGUGCGGUACAGGAGGUCUCCAUGGGUCAGGACCAAAGGAGAUAAAAGCUCGUGGCAAGUACGGGACAUGAGAACAACUUUUCUGCAGACUCCACUCAAGGCAGAGGACCCAGUGCCCCCUUCUGACUUCCACAGGCAAUUGCACUCAUCUGGCACACAAAGAGAGAUACACAUCAAUAAAAAUAAGUAUUUUGUUUUUUUUUUUUAGAAAAUCCCCACAUCAGAUGCAAGACAGCCCCCUCCCCAUGUGUCACCUCGCCUCUGCCACCCCCCUGUCCUGCACCCUCCCCACAGUCUGCAGCCCCAGCCACCACUCAGGACGGCUGGGGCAGGAUCAGCUGGGGCUGUGCAUUCAGGCUUUGCUGAACAGAGCCGAGCUCAGGCUCAACAUCUAAUUCAAUUUGUUCUGCUGAGAUUGAAAUAUGAAAUGGUUGCCAGUCAAAAACGUUCAAAGGACGGGGAAGGAGGGAGAGGGUGCCUGCUGGAAUUUAAAUUUUAAUGAAAAUGACUUUAACCCUUCGGUAAGGCCUGGAGUAAAUGGACCUCUCGAUUGGGUCCCAGGAAUGAAGCCUCCCAGGCUCUGCCUGCCUGUUCCCUCUCUCUCAGCCUCACUGGGAAUGGCUAGGGGGUUUCCCCUGCAGAGUCGCUUCUUAAAGCUUGGGCUGCUUCUACCUCCUGUAACAUGCCUGCCCUGCUGCUGGGGCCCACUGAUGUGAGCACCUUCAUCUCCCCACCCUCUUCAGGACACAUCAGCCCCAUCAGAGCUGGUGACACUGAGUUCCUCCUUGUUUGCAUGUAUUCUAGGUAGGACUGUGCUGCCCAGGCUCAUCCUGCACUCCUGGGCUCGGGCCACCCAAGCCUCCAGACAUGGGGCCCUGCGCCCACUCCUGAUCCUGGCAGGCCCUGGGGACUUGGUGUUUGAAAUGGAGAGGAGAGUCUCUCUCUCUCUCUCUCUCUCUCUCUCUCUCUCUCUCUCUCUCUCUCACACACACACACACACACACACACACACACUCCUAGUUUCUCAGAGCAUCCUAGAGGUGGGUGAUAAUCCUGCAGUACCAACGCUGCACAGAGGGUUGGCACACUUCUGCCUGGCAGUGGGGACAAGCAGGCUUCCAGACCACCAUCCAGACAGCCCAGAAACAGGAAGCCUGAGCCCAAAGCAAGGGAGGACAUGAGUCCACACUGACUUUAUUAUUCAAUUCAUGAAGUCAUUUCUCGGGUGCUUGCCACAAACAGAUCCACAGGUUUUCCAGGCUCAUUGGCUAAAAGGUGCUUGCUGAGAAGCCUGACAGCCUGAGUUCAAUUCCUGAGCCCCAGUGGGAGGAGAGGACAAACCCCCACACGUUGUCCUCUGACCUUCACACAUGCAUUCACAUGUGACCACACCAAAAAGUGUGAAAACUCUAAAUGUAUAUAUUUAUGUAUCAAAUUAUAUUUUAAUACAUUUAUAUAUUGAAUGUGUA
Messenger RNA from Mastomys coucha (southern multimammate mouse), 4489 nucleotides. RefSeq names its product RNA binding motif protein 19 (gene Rbm19). NCBI's taxonomy places the organism in Eukaryota, Metazoa, Chordata, Mammalia, Rodentia, Muridae. Gene Ontology annotation, molecular function: RNA binding. The transcript has 24 exons. Bases 129 to 2975 code for a protein of 948 amino acids. The record is from RefSeq and is a predicted model, not a curated record.